This is a messenger RNA of Brassica oleracea var. oleracea, 594 nucleotides long. RefSeq lists its product as uncharacterized. The record is from RefSeq and is a predicted model, not a curated record. The transcript is spliced from 2 exons. NCBI's taxonomy places the organism in Eukaryota, Viridiplantae, Streptophyta, Magnoliopsida, Brassicales, Brassicaceae. Bases 1 to 594 code for a protein of 197 amino acids.
AUGGGAGAUGAUGACAAUUCUCAAGGACGUGAUAAAGGUCUUGAGAUGAAGAAGGACAUACGAUGUCUGAUGCUAUCAUCGACCAACUACACCGUAUGGUCGAUGCGAAUGAAAGUGAUGCUUCGUUUAUACGAUGUUUGGGAUACGAUUGAUCCAGGGAGCGAUGAUGCAAAGAAGAACAAUAUGGAAGCUAUCAAAUCCCGUAACCUAGGUGCUGAUGGCAUGAGAGAAGCGAGGUUACAGACUUUAAUAUCUGAGUUCGACAAACUGAAGAUGGCAGACACAGACACGGUGGAUGACUACGCAGGAAAACUUUCAGGCAUAGCAUCGAGAGCAGCCGCGUUAGGGGAGAUAAUGGAAGCAUCAAAGAUGGUAAAGAAGUUUUUGAAGGGACUUCCAAGAACGAAAUUCAUUCACAUCGUAGCUUCAUUAGAACAAGUGUUGGAUCUAAAUUCAACGGGGUUCGAAGAUAUUGUUGGGAGAUUGAAGGCUUUCGAAGAACGCAUCAAAGAAGAAACCCAAGAUGAAGGUCAAUCGAAGCUCAUGUUUGGAAAGAAUGAUAUGCAAGGUAGUGGAAGCCAUAACAACUCGUGA